Molecule: messenger RNA, 1326 nt
Organism: Aspergillus ochraceoroseus IBT 24754
Lineage: Eukaryota; Fungi; Ascomycota; Eurotiomycetes; Eurotiales; Aspergillaceae
Exons: 2
Coding region: 1-1326 (441 amino acids)
Source: RefSeq, a predicted model, not a curated record
AUGGCAUAUACAGAGGAAAGGCUGAAUGCCCCUGAUGGGUCCGCACUCACCUGGAUCUUUGACCAUAUUCUUCGUUACCCUGGCACAUAUGAGAUCCCUCUUCGAACUAUGUACGCCUUGAACUCGAAUCCAACCAGACAACCGUCACCUGGCACUUGUUGCUCCCCCGAAACAGCUUUCGCCCGUCGACCGACUUCUCCCAAAUCUUCUGCUGCUGCGGAUCUCAGAGCGCAAUUGACCCAACAAAUUUCCCGCUUACCAUCUCAACCUUGUUCCCUCCCACCCAGUUUCAUCACUUCUUUCCUGCGCCGUUGUUUCGCCCCUCAGCUGGAAGAUGUCGACUUCCCGCAGGCGCUUACCGGGCUCGACUACCUCAGGGACUUUGAAAUCCGCCGUAAGAAAGAGGUUGUAGCUGCCUUGCAAAGGUUGGGCCUCGAGCAGGGUGACCUCAGAGAACCGUCAGAGCUGGCCAAAAAAUACCCCGGUGUUUUGACAUGGCUCGAGUCUAUCAACAUUAAGGGUCGUAAAGUGGAGGCCCUGUACACACAGAUCUACAUUGGUCUCCGCCGAUGGGCUUUGAUCAACGAAAUGCUUCUGGAACCAUUCAACAGGGCUAAUUGCAUUGCCAUGCUCAACACCCUCUUCCCUCCCGUGACAGAGGCAACCGUAACCCCAACAUCACAACUCACCCCCCAGAUCUUGAAAUCCCAACGGGACGGCUUCUUCCGGUAUAUCUCCGCUUUUGAAACCAACGGGAGACAGAUCCUGGACAAGGUUAUCGCGCAGGGCGCACCCGAGGGUGAAAGCACCGGCUGGCCCUUGGUUCGAGAUGCGCUGGACAAGUACCUGCGAACUGCCAAUGAGAUCAUCGACGAGUGUGCAAUGGCCCAUGGCCAAGCCAGCUUUGACGAAGUAAUCGACUCCCCUCCUCGAGGACAUAAGGGUCGCAAGGUAGACUCAGGCAUUAGCUUUGGAUCAUCCGAUAAGAUACCUGCUCCUUCCAUUACUAGCAGCACUAUCUCCGACUACAUCACAGAAAAACCCUUACCACCUUCGCCAAAGGGAACCCACACUUCUAAAACAGGCGGCUCUACGCUGGAGCGGCUGGCCCGCGAGCUCCGCAAGCUGGGCGAUAGCGGCAAGGUCAAGGGCCUCAAGAAAAUGAAAUCAUCCAGCACCUUGGGUAUUCGACCAGAGACCCCUUCUGUAGACGAAGAAUCCUUUUUUGAAAUUGACGAACAGAAACGAAAGCGCUUGAUUUGGGAAGCAACCACCCGCAAAAGAUCCCAUAUGAAGCAAUCUAGCGGCAGCUCACGAUUUGAUUGA